This is a messenger RNA of Peromyscus californicus insignis, 1288 nucleotides long. RefSeq names its product mitochondrial ribosomal protein L4 (gene Mrpl4). The coding region runs from base 111 to 1097 and encodes 328 amino acids. Gene Ontology annotation, cellular component: ribosome. The record is from RefSeq and is a predicted model, not a curated record. Gene Ontology annotation, biological process: translation. Gene Ontology annotation, molecular function: structural constituent of ribosome. NCBI's taxonomy places the organism in Eukaryota, Metazoa, Chordata, Mammalia, Rodentia, Cricetidae. The transcript has 8 exons.
UCUGGAGCUGAGGGCCGCGGAGUCGCCAUUCCUGACGUGGUCCGACGUCAUCAACGCUCGCCGCGAGCGUCCAGAGGGCCUGAGCUCUCGGCUGUGCGGUUUGACCCGAGAUGCUGCGGUUGUUCCGGGCCGCUUCGCAGGCCUGGCGUCGACCCUCUGGCUCCCGGGUCCUCAACUCGCUAGCGGAGGACGCGACACGGCCAGCCGAGAGCUCGGAGCCGGGGGAUAGCGUGGGUGAGGCGGCCGCGAUCACAUCUUGGCACAGAGCUGGGCAGGGUGCACCGAAAGUGUUGGGUUUUGUUCCUGACCCGUGUUCACUCAUUCCCCGACCCCCAGGCCUCCUAGAUCCCGUGUUGCGCAAGUGCGAGCUUCGGAUCCCGGCGCCCCGGCGCCCGGUGCAGGCCUGGGUCGAGUCGCUGCGAGGCUUCGAGCCGGAGCGCGUUGGCCUGGCAGAGCUGCACCCUGAUGUGUUUGCCACGGCGCCCCGGCUGGACAUUCUGCACCAGGUUGCCACCUGGCAGAAGAACUUCAAGAGAAUCAGCUACGCUAAGACCAAGACCAGGGCUGAGGUGAGUGGUGGUGGCCGCAAGCCCUGGCGACAGAAAGGCAGUGGCCGUGCCCGGCAUGGCAGCAUCCGUUCCCCCCUAUGGCGGGGAGGAGGCGUAGCCCAUGGUCCCCGGGGCCCUACAAGUUACUACUACAUGUUGCCCAUGAAAGUGCGGGCACUGGGCCUCAAGGUGGCCUUGACCGUCAAGCUGAUGCAGGAUGACCUCCACAUCGUGGAUUCCCUGGAGCUGCCCACUGCAGACCCUCAGUACCUGACAGAGCUGGCCCAGUACCGCCACUGGGGGAGUUCCGUGCUCCUUGUAGACUUGGCACAUGAGGAGAUGCCCAAGAACGUUGUGGCGGCCACCUCUGGGCUCAAGAGCUUCAACCUGAUCCCUGCAGUGGGCCUGAAUGUGUACAGCAUGCUCAAACACCAGACUCUGGUCCUCACCCUGCCUUCCGUCGCCUUCCUGGAGGACAAGCUACUCUGGCAGGAUUCAAGAUACACUCCACUCUACCCCUUCCGCUUGCCCUACAAUGACUUCCCCUAACUCUGCCCUGGUCACCUAGAGGCCCACUCCACUUGGGGGCCAAGUCAGCACACCAGCAAUCCUGCAAAAAAGCUGUUCCCUGGAAGCUGCUGAGUCUUGGUGCCAGGAGGGGUAACUGCACAGAGCCAAGAAGAGUGCCUCCCUGGGGAUCUCUUUUGUCACAUUAAAAAUAAACCCUGUUUUUCACAAUA